This is a messenger RNA of Aplysia californica (California sea hare), 576 nucleotides long. Its product is annotated as solute carrier family 2, facilitated glucose transporter member 1-like. Gene Ontology annotation, cellular component: membrane. Gene Ontology annotation, molecular function: hexose transmembrane transporter activity. Gene Ontology annotation, biological process: monosaccharide transmembrane transport. Lineage: Eukaryota; Metazoa; Mollusca; Gastropoda; Aplysiida; Aplysiidae. The record is from RefSeq and is a predicted model, not a curated record.
ACACGCACGUAUACAGUCAGAAGAAGUCAACCGUAUACAUGUUACUUUCUGUUCCCCCACCGCUUUGCUAUUAUAUCCCGACCUCGUACACUCUCCGCAUUAUUGAAUACAGCUCUUGCAUUAUAUAACGGAACGACAAAGGCUUUCCUGUUGGGGCGGUGAGCGAAAACCUACGACCGCUUUGCUUAAUUAAUAGAGAUUGGCGAGGCACAGUCAAGUUCGCGUCUCGUGUUACUUUCUCACGUGUGCAUUGGAUCUAGAUAUCUAGUUCCUCUUUUAUUAGACUAGAUCUACAAAACGAUAGAGGUAUCCUUUUGCUUCGUCAUUCAGAAGCCGAAUUUUGACCAAAUAGGUUGCUACUGCUAAAGUGAGAACAACUGUGUGGAUCAUUUUCAUUAUUGGGCCAGACAGAAAAUAGAAACUAUUUUAUCACGACGCGAGUCAAAGGUUGGCGUCCUUGACUUUCAAGAUGGCAAGCUACUCGAAUGGCGAUAAUGCCGAAUGCAGUGUUGUAACAAAAAGUCCAAUGAAAAAACUAAGUGUUUCACCAACGGCACAGGAGGGAAGACAGAACGU